ACAUGCAGCAUUUUUAACAAACAAUUUAUUAACAUUCAUCAAUCUUAUUCUCUGUCCGACAAACCUAAAUAGUCGACAUGUGAGACUCAUUACGAUGUCGAAUGAUUGACGAACAAUUUAACGAUCGCGAACCAUUGAAUGGUAAUGAAAGCUAGUUUAUGGUGAUAGAUCUAUUUCGUGUUUCACCCUCUGACAAUCGCGACUAUACAUAUAGUAUCGUAAGCACGUAUCACAUAACCUGGAGAGGUGGCCUGGAUGCCUUUUUUCGUCAUGUACCGUUAUCGUAGAAUAACUUCAGUUCUGCGACCAUAGGUACUACUUAUUUUACCUCAUCGUUCAUCUGUUCGAUUGUAAGCAUAGUUCAGUUCUCGUUGCUCACUCUGCGUGGUCAGUUGGAACGGUCCCAUCGAUGCAAGCAAAAUCGCGGGAAACAAAACGAACAUAAAGAGGAAAGGAGCGACCAACGAUCGCAAAAGCAUCCACUGAUAUUCACCGGAAGUGAUUAACGCAUCGGAAGUGCAAAAUGAGAAUUACGCUCGCCUUAGCAAUAGUUGUCAUUGCUUGUGUCAGCAUUCGAUGCGUUGAUGGUAAAGCAAAGAAAACAACGCAAUUAUCUCUACAAAGCAAAGAGACGAAUGUAGUGAAUUUUAUGAGAUUGCUCAUGAUGAGACUUGUGUUUGGAGUUGCAUCGACAAUGGGUUUAGGUGAGAAUCUUUCUGGAGUACUCGGAGGAAUUUUCGUACCACCUGGAGCAGAUGAUUACAGUGAUUACGGCGAUGAUGAUUUAAUACCGGAUUUGUUUUAAUAAUAAUAUUUAUUAAAGUGCAAUUUCAACAUUUCUAGUAAAAUACUAUCAAUACAAACUUUUUUUGUUCUUAAUAAUAUCUAAACAUGAUAAAUUAUAAUUCGAAUAUAUCGAAGACUAAUGAAUAUAAUUAUCUUUUAAUUUCAAAUUAUGAA
This is a messenger RNA of Apis mellifera (honey bee), 960 nucleotides long. RefSeq lists its product as uncharacterized. The coding region runs from base 524 to 805 and encodes 93 amino acids. The transcript is spliced from 4 exons. Lineage: Eukaryota; Metazoa; Arthropoda; Insecta; Hymenoptera; Apidae. The record is from RefSeq and is a predicted model, not a curated record.